AUGAACGCGGUCGUCGAUUUAUUGGUACCAUUGGUUUUGAUUUUGGCCGGCGGUAAACGAUGCGCUGGCGACACGACGAUCACUCUGGGGAUUUUGUACAACGAAGAGAAUUCAAUGCUAGAGACGGCCUUUAAGUCUUCCGUGGACGUUGCAAAGGCCAAGAUGAUAGAUAGUGGAGUUCAGUUGGAUGUUGUCAGCAAAAUAGUUCCUCUUUACGAUUCGUUCGAGACCCAACACCACGUAUGCGAAAUGCUUGUCGACGGUGUGUCCGGCAUGUUUGGACCGUCCGCCGGGGACACGGCUCCUAUCGUGCAAUCGAUUUGCGACUACAAAGAAAUCCCUCACAUACAGACUCGGUGGGACGUAAACCAAAAAAGAGGGUCUUGUCAAAUCAAUUUGUACCCACACCCGAACACUUUGGCCGAAGCACUCAUCGAUAUUAUUGUUGCCGCCAACUGGGAGAGCUUCACUAUCAUCUACGAAAACAAUGACAGUCUAAUGCAAAUCACCAACAUCCUCAAGUCACCGCCUACUAAUUAUCCUAUCCGAAUCAGACAACUCAGUUCAGGACCUAAUUAUCGAAAAGAGCUUCGCGAAAUUAAAGAUUCCGGAGAGACAAAAAUACUAUUAGACUGCUCGUUCAGCAUACUGACGGAUGUGCUAUUACAAGCACAGCAAGUGGGCCUCAUGGGAUCUGAACACAAUUUUAUAAUCGCAUCUCUGGACAUGCAUACCUUGGACUUGGAUCCGUUCAGGUACAGCGGGACCAAGAUUACUGGUAUGCGGUUGGUGAAGCCGCUCGACAUUGAGUUCCAGAACAUCGUGUCACAGUGGACUGACAAUUUGAGCCCACUCGAACCCGACGACAAAAUAGUGUUGCCUGAAACUAUCCAGUUGGAGUCUGCUUUGAUCUACGACGCCGUGCAAUUGUUCACGACGUCCAUUUACAAUUUGAGCAAAGAGUUCGAAAUCAGCGAAACGCCGACACCGUGCAAUUCCAGUCUUUCGUGGAAGCACGGAUUCACUUUGAUCAACUAUAUGAAAAUGGCCAAAGAUUUCAAAGGACUCACCGGUAAGAUAAAGUUCGAUCAAGAAGGUUUCCGGACGGAUAUUGAAUUGGAACUAGUGGACCUGACGCAGGACGGUUUGCGAGUGACAGGGACGUGGAAUACAAAAACCGGAAUUAAUGUUUCAGCAACACCUAAACCGGAAAUCGUAUCAAGUGGGAAAGAUUCUGAUUUGAGGAAUAUGUCAUUUGUAGUAAUCACGGCGUUGACGCAACCAUAUGGUAUGCUUAAACUUUCCAGCAAUACUUUAAAAGGCAACGACCGUUACGAAGGUUUCGGAAUCGAUUUGAUUAAAGAGCUCAGUGAAAUGAGCGGUUUCAAUUAUACGUUCAUAAUACAAGAAGAUUCCAACAGUGGAUAUAAGGACGAUAAAACUAAAAAGUGGAGCGGAAUGAUUGGGGAAGUCAUAAAUGGACAAGCCGAUCUCGCAAUUGCCGAUAUCUCCAUCACUAGACAAAGAGAACACGACGUGGAUUUCACUAGCCCAUUCAUGAAUCUAGGCAUCAGCAUAUUGUACAAAAAGUCGACAAAGAGUUCGCCGAGUCUGUUUUCAUUUUUGGCACCGUUCAGUUCCUUCGUCUGGCUUUGGGUAAUAACGGCCUACUGUGGCGUGUCCGUUCUUCUAUUCAUUAUGGCAAGGAUCAGCCCGUACGAGUGGACCAAUCCUUACCCGUGUAUUGAAGAGCCCGAGUACUUGGAAAACCAAUUUAGUCUGUCAAACGCGUUUUGGUUUACGAUCGGAUCGCUGAUGCAGCAAGGUUCCGAUAUUGCUCCGAUUGCUGUGUCCACUAGAUUGGUCGCAGGUAUUUGGUGGUUCUUCACGCUCAUCAUGGUUUCAUCUUACACUGCAAAUUUAGCUGCGUUUUUGACCGUCGAGAGUGUGUCGGAACCAUUCAAAGACGUAGAGGAUCUAGUGAACAAUCAAAACAUUAUCUCCUUCGGUCUAAAGAAGAAAGGAUCUACUGAGGAAUAUUUCAAGGAAUCAACAAACCCUACAUAUAAAAAAUUAUUUGAUAUUUUACAAAAAAACCCAGCCUGGUACACUGCAAAUAAUGACGAGGGCGUCGAAAAAGUACUCAAGGAAAAUUAUGCAUUUUUCAUGGAGUCUACGUCAAUCGAGUACAUGGUCGAGCGGAACUGCAAAUUGGCUCAAAUCGGCGGACUGUUGGACAAUAAGGGCUACGGGAUUGUGAUGAAAAAAAACGCGAGUUUUCGAAAUGUUCUGAGCGCAAACAUAUUGAGCCUGCAAGAGAAGGGCAAACUGACAGCGUUAAAGAACAAAUGGUGGAAAGAGAAACGCGGGGGCGGAGCGUGUCAGGACACCGACAAUAACGAGGCCAGCGAGUUGAGUAUGAAAAACGUGGGUGGCGUGUUCAUUGUGUUAUGCAGUGGUGUUGCUGUUGCUGCCGUGUUGGCGGCUCUGGAAAUGUUUUGGACGUUGUGGAAAACGACCAGCAAAGAAAAGGUAUCGUUCAAGAGCGAGUUCAAAGACGAACUUAAGUUCAUUGCCAAGUGUCGCGGGUCUACGAAACCAGCUCGGAAGAAUCAGAACAGCAGCGCGGACAACUCGAAUCCGACCGGAUCCAAUCAGUACAUGAACUCAGAUCGGCACUACGACUACGAGUCGUGAUGGCACGAAAACGAUGGGACAUCAUAUAUCAUCAGGACACUAUAUUUUCCUUUUACUGAUCGAAUGCACGUCCGCUUGCAGUUUUUAAUUUAUAAACAAUAUAAAAUAUGAUAAUUAUUGUAUAUUAUUUAUUUAUAUCUAU
Molecule: messenger RNA, 2839 nt
Organism: Rhopalosiphum maidis (corn leaf aphid)
Lineage: Eukaryota; Metazoa; Arthropoda; Insecta; Hemiptera; Aphididae
Product: glutamate receptor ionotropic, kainate 3-like
Exons: 17
Coding region: 1-2697 (898 amino acids)
Biological process (GO): synaptic transmission, glutamatergic; modulation of chemical synaptic transmission; monoatomic ion transport
Cellular component (GO): postsynaptic membrane; plasma membrane
Molecular function (GO): transmitter-gated monoatomic ion channel activity involved in regulation of postsynaptic membrane potential; glutamate-gated receptor activity
Source: RefSeq, a predicted model, not a curated record